Molecule: messenger RNA, 1563 nt
Organism: Pleurotus ostreatus (oyster mushroom)
Lineage: Eukaryota; Fungi; Basidiomycota; Agaricomycetes; Agaricales; Pleurotaceae
Product: Chitinase 1
Exons: 13
Coding region: 1-1563 (520 amino acids)
Biological process (GO): carbohydrate metabolic process
Cellular component (GO): extracellular region
Molecular function (GO): carbohydrate binding; chitinase activity
Source: RefSeq, a predicted model, not a curated record
AUGUACGGUUUCAUCUCCAGCGUUGCAGUUGCGGCUGCUCUGUGCCUCGCUUCUUCGGCCCUCGCGUUUGACAAUUCGCGCUCUGAUAAUCUUGCUGUCUACUACGGUCAGAACAGUUAUGGCGCGACCCACUCCGAUACCGCAAACUGGCAGAAGGCAUUGUCUACCUAUUGUCAGGAUGAUUCUAUCGACGCGUUCCCCUUAGCCUUCCUCCAUGUUUUCUUCGCAUCGGGCGGUUUGCCGUCAAUCAACAUGGCUAAUACAUGUAACACCAAUGACAACCCUGUCUUCCCAGGGACAGAAUUACCCAAUUGCUCGUUCAUGGCGGCGGAUAUCCAGGCAUGCCAGGCCAAAGGCAAGAUCAUCACUCUCAGUCUUGGUGGCGCGACGGGUGCUGCAUCUUUCUCCUCCGAUGCUCAGGCCCAGCAAUUUGCCGACACUAUUUGGAAUUUGUUCCUCGGGGGGAGUAGCUCAACUAGGCCGUUUGGCAAUGCUGUUCUGGAUGGUAUCGAUUUAGACAUCGAGGGUGGCGGAAGCACUGGUUUCGCUGCAUUUGUGAACCGCCUUAGGACACACACCAAUAGCGCCAGUAAGAAGUACUAUGUGACUGCGGCGCCCCAGUGCCCGUUCCCAGACGCCUUCUUGGGCGCCGUCCUCAAUGCUGUCGCUUUCGACGCUGUUUACGUUCAAUUCUAUAAUAACUUCUGCGGCUUGACUAACUUCAACAACCCUAAUGCAUGGAACUUUGCCCAAUGGGAUAACUGGGCCAAGACGGUAUCCCCGAACCGCAAUGUCAAAAUCUAUAUUGGAGCUCCUGCUGCACCGACUGCUGCAGGAUCUGGCUACGUCGACCCCGCCACUUUGGCUAGUAUAGCAGUACAGACACGAAACCAGUUCUCUUCGUUCGGCGGGAUCAUGCUUUGGGACGCCUCGCAGGCUUUCGCCAACAAUCGCUUUGAUAGAGCCAUCAAGAACGCGAUCAGGACCAGCGGUAGUGGCGGAGGGACUACCGCCCCACCUCCCCCUCCCCCUACGACGACUACUACGACGCGCCCGGCGACAACUCCCCCGGCGACAACUCCUCAACCAACUACCACAGUCGGCACUGGGUCUUGUGCUGGUGUCGCCUCGUGGGUUUCCAACAUUGCUUAUAUCGGUGGUUCCCAGGUAGUUUUCAACGGACACUUAUGGACGGCCAAAUGGUGGUCGCAGGCUGAUACACCUGGUGGCGCCGCUGGGGUGUGGACUGACAACGGGGCUUGCAGCAGCUUUGCUGGUGCACAUGCCAAUGUUUCGCAGUCGCUUGCCAUAUCCCACGUUUCUUCUUUGCUUUCUCAUUCUGUUGUUACGGCUGCCCCCAAAGCACAGGGCAAGUCUUCCGGCCCUGCAGCCCCCCAGUCGCCUGCCAUCUCCCAUGUUUCCGCCCUUCCUCAUUUCCCUUCUACGGCUGCUUCCGAAUUGCAAGCCAAGCCAGCAGGCCCCGCGGCUGUCGUGCAGACGUCAGCUCAAACAGAUGCCACGGGCAGUCCCAGGACUGUUAAUUCGAGGGUUUUCAGGCAUUAA